Desarmillaria tabescens is the source of this 582-nucleotide messenger RNA. RefSeq lists its product as uncharacterized. Bases 110 to 439 code for a protein of 109 amino acids. The transcript has 4 exons. The record is from RefSeq and is a predicted model, not a curated record. Lineage: Eukaryota; Fungi; Basidiomycota; Agaricomycetes; Agaricales; Physalacriaceae.
GGCACCGAGAAGUACAAGGACAAGGGGCGGGUGAUGACAAAGCCAACUCUGCUUCACUCAAUCACCAUCCUUGUCCUCCAAUGCUCCGAUUGAUCUCUUCUAGAGCGAAAUGUUUUCUGUAUUUGGGAUUUGUACUUUACUGCUCUGGCACUUUUUGACUCUUGACUCCGACUUGAGCUGUUCCGACUUCUCAAAGCUUCACAGACUGGAAGAAGAUAUCACCAGUGGUAGCUUCCUAAAUGAGACCACUGCUGUGUUAUUCAAGGAUAGCUGGGUCACAUUAUCAAUGAUACAAUCCUGCAGCAUGAGAGUAUCAGUCUUCAACGGAGUCGAAUUCAUUCCCCAUUGGUACACGCAAGCCUCGUCCGUAGUUUCUCCGAUGCCCGACGUGUCCAGCAAAUAUCCAAGACGUGUUUUCCUUGUCGUUUCUCAGACUUAGUCAAUGUCGUCCACGUCAACCCCAUACUUACUCAACUGGUUUGUGGCAUUUGAUCGGCACACGUAUCCAUCUCUCGAAUGACCCACGGUGGCGGUCCGCUGUUCGGGUUGUCCUUAUUCUCAGGCAGUCCUUCUCGAUCAAUG